Lathyrus sativus (Indian pea) is the source of this 870-nucleotide messenger RNA. The record is from the annotation of a GenBank genome assembly. Lineage: Eukaryota; Viridiplantae; Streptophyta; Magnoliopsida; Fabales; Fabaceae.
AUGAAGAUUCAGUGUAACGUGUGUGAAGCGGCAGAAGCUAAGGUUAUGUGUUGCGCUGAUGAAGCGGCCUUGUGUUGGGAUUGUGAUGAGAAAGUUCAUGCUGCUAAUAAGCUUGCUACCAAGCAUCAGAGGAUUCCUCUUUCGACUUCUUCUUCUCAUAUGCCUAAAUGUGAUAUUUGUCAGGAAGCAUUCGGCUAUUUCUUUUGUCUCGAAGAUCGCGCUCUACUCUGUCGAAAAUGUGAUCUAGCAAUACACACUGCAAAUGCAUUUGUCUCCGGACAUCAAAGGUUUCUUCUCACUGGUGUAAAAGUAGGCCUAGAAGCUACUGACCCCGGCGCGUCCUCAAAUUCAUUGAAGUCAGAUUCUGGCGAGAAAGCUUCUGAUACAAAAUCUUCUUCUGUCUCGAAAAAGGUUCCCAAAAUGCCUCAGUCAUCGGAAUACAAUGAAAUGUUUCCUACUGAAGCUGGAAGAGUUAUGGAGUUUCCAACUGAGAGGGUUUCUUAUGGUGGUGGCUCUACGGCAGGAAACAUGUCACAUUGGUCAAUAGAUGAAUUUUUCGGCGUAAAUGAUUUCAGUCAGAACUAUAACUACAUGGAUGGAUCAUCAAGGGCCGACAGUGGUAACUUUGAGGAUUCUGAUUCUCCUGUUUUAAGAUCCAAUGACGAGGAAAUGGAGUACGACGACUACAUGGACCGGGUUCCAGAUUCAUGUUGGACAGUUCCUCAGGUCCCUUCACCUCCUACAGCUUCCGGGCUAUACUGGCCGAAAAACCCUCGGUAUUCAUCGGAUAAUGCUCUAUUUGUUCCUGACAUAAGCAUGCAACAGUCUCAGAAUAGUAGUAAUUUUUCAAGAUCGCGCAAUCAUCAUUAA